CCGUCCGUCCACUGCAAACAAACCAACGCCUUGACCCCUGCGCUCUCCCUCCCCUCCCCAGCGCCAAGAACCCAGCUUUUCUCCUCCCCGCCGCCGCCUCCAGCGCCAUGAAGCGCCUCUUCCGACGGCUCUCCCGCGUCGCCGCGGCCGACUCCUCCUCCGCGGCUGCCGCCACGGCGUACCGGCAGCUCCGCGCGCCGAAGCAGUCCGCGUCGGCGGCCGGCGGCGGCUGCGCCAAGGUGCCGCAGGGGCACGUGCCGGUGUGCGUCGGCGAGGAGGGCGGGCCCGUGGAGCGGUUCGCGGUGCGCGCGGACCUGCUGGGCCGGCCGGCCUUCGCGGCGCUGCUCCUGCGCGCCGCCCAGGAGUACGGCUACGGCCACCCCGGCGCGCUCCGCAUCCCCUGCCCCGUCGCCGACUUCCGCCGCCUCCUCGUCCGCCUCUCCGACGACCCCUACGCCGACGAGUGCUAGGCUCCGGCCCCUGCCUCCGCACCUUCUUCGCCUGCCGCUGGAGAACUCUGCCCUUCAUUCGUCCCCAUUCUGACAGAUUUACCCCCGGGCGCUGGGCGGACUUGCAAUGUACAUACAGUGGCAGGCCGAAGAGGAGUCGGUCGCCGGAGCGAGGGUUAGGAUAGGGAUCUCCUAGCUUCGUAGUAACUUUUUUUUAUUACUGCUGAGCGUGAGCUGAAUGGGAAGAACUGUGGGUGUUCCUUUUUCACCCCCUCUGGUUCUAGGAAUUUCAGUGUGUGUGCGUGCGUGAGUGAGGGAGAGAGGUAGUAGCAGUUUGAGUUUGUGCUAGGGAUUUUGAGGUGUUCGGUGUUAACCAUAUGAGAUCCUGAGGCUAUCAUAUGCCAUAUUUUUACUGAGCUAGUAAUAUCUUUUAGCAC
Messenger RNA from Triticum aestivum (bread wheat), 886 nucleotides. RefSeq names its product auxin-responsive protein SAUR71. The transcript has a single exon. Gene Ontology annotation, biological process: response to auxin. Lineage: Eukaryota; Viridiplantae; Streptophyta; Magnoliopsida; Poales; Poaceae. The record is from RefSeq and is a predicted model, not a curated record. Bases 108 to 470 code for a protein of 120 amino acids.